AAGAUCCAAGCAAAAAGAAGCAAGCUGAAGAAGCUGGUUGUUAUCCACAUCUAUUCUCACACAAGUGUAAAGAUAGAGGAAGUGGAGAAUAUAGAGAGGGGAAUUGUUGCGAAAAUGAGCCAUGCAACUUUCCUGCAUGCAGAUUUGGAUGCAGACUGGACAAAGGACUUAUUUUGGGAUGACAAUGACAGGAAAAAGAGCCCUUAUUGGAUCAUUGUGAUGUCAGAAACACCAGCAGAUUUGGAUGCCAUUCAUGAACUUUUCUCCCAAUGGGAUAUAACUCCAUUGGGGUAUACCGAAAUGGGUCCGGAAGGACCCACUUGGAUGCCUACAUGCCGGACAAAGAUCCUCUCAUUGUCUGAUCUGAGUGCCUUCAUAGCGAAGAUCCAAGCAAAAAGAAGCAAGCUGAAGAAGCUGGUUGUUAUCCACAUCUAUUCUCACACAAGUGUAAAGAUAGAGGAAGUGGAGAAUAUAGAGAGGGGAAUUGUUGCGAAAAUGAGCCAUGCAACUUUCCUGCAUGCAGAUUUGGAUGCAGACUGGACAAAGGACUUAUUUUGGGAUGACAAUGACAGGAAAAAGAGCCCUUAUUGGAUCAUUGUGAUGUCAGAAACACCAGCAGAUUUGGAUGCCAUUCAUGAACUUUUCUCCCAAUGGGAUAUAACUCCAUUGGGGUAUACCGAAAUGGGUCCGGAAGGACCCACUUGGGUAUUUGGGGGGUAUUCGGGGAAUAUAGACUUGAAUGUGGCUAAAGAAAACAUAUUAGGGGCCUCAUCCCCGAAAAUGUUCACAUUCACACGGAAGCGGUACUCGCUGGAA
Molecule: messenger RNA, 816 nt
Organism: Darwinula stevensoni
Lineage: Eukaryota; Metazoa; Arthropoda; Ostracoda; Podocopida; Darwinulidae
Source: the annotation of a GenBank genome assembly